Molecule: messenger RNA, 1842 nt
Organism: Lampris incognitus (smalleye Pacific opah)
Lineage: Eukaryota; Metazoa; Chordata; Actinopteri; Lampriformes; Lampridae
Gene: lingo3a
Product: leucine rich repeat and Ig domain containing 3a
Exons: 1
Coding region: 1-1842 (613 amino acids)
Cellular component (GO): extracellular matrix
Molecular function (GO): protein binding
Source: RefSeq, a predicted model, not a curated record
AUGGGGGCCAUGAUGAUGUGCCUGAGCCAGGAUGUGAGCUUGCUCCUGCCGGGUCUAUUUUUGCUACUGAUGAUCAUGGUUUCCUCCACCCAGAGUCAAGGGUGUCCCCAGCGUUGUGAGUGCAUGACUAGACUCAAAUCUGUGGCCUGUCGGGGCAAGCGCCUUUCUGCCCUGCCAGAUGGGAUCCCCUUGGACACCAAGGUCCUGGACCUGAGUGGAAAUAAACUUCGCUGGGUGGAGCACAGUGACCUGCUCCUAUUCUCACGUCUGGAGGAACUGGACCUAAGUGAAAACUCCAUCAGUGUGUUGGAACCUAAUGCUUUCUCCAGUCUUCACAGCCUGCGCUCAUUGUCUCUUAGGGGUAAUCAACUUAAACUGGUCCCCAUGGGGACCUUUUCACACCUCUCCAACCUAACCUCAUUGGACCUCAGUGGGAAUAAGAUAGUCAUUCUUCUGGAUUUUACAUUCCAGGACCUGAGAAGCCUGAAGAACCUGGAAGUUGGAGACAAUGAUCUGGUUUAUAUCUCCAACAAGGCUUUUCUGGGUUUAGUGGGACUAAGAGAGCUUACCAUUGAGAGGUGUAACCUGACCUCUGUCUCCAGCCAGUCUCUAUCUUACCUUCGUAGUCUGGUGACUCUGCGGCUCCGCUACCUCAGUAUCUCCGCUUUAGAAGACCAGAACUUCCGUAAGCUUGGAGGACUGAGGGGCCUUGAGAUUGAUCACUGGCCUUUUUUAGAGUACAUCUCCCCGCACAGUCUGCAGGGCCUGAACUUGUCAUGGCUGUCCAUCACACACACUAACAUCACCUCAGUGCCCACCUCUGCCCUACGUAGUCUGACUCAGCUCACCAGUCUAAACCUCUCCUACAACCCUAUCUCUUUCUUGGAGUCCUGGGCAUUGCGGGACCUGGUCCGGCUAAAGGAACUCCAUCUAGUCAACACCAACCUGGUGAUGGUGCAGCCAUAUGCGUUGGGUGGUUUGCGGCAAAUCCGCUUGCUUAACUUUUCCAUGAACAGUCUGGUGACCUUGGAGGAGGGGGCCUUCCAGUCUGUCAACACCCUGGAGACCCUACGUUUGGAUGGGAACCCCCUGGCAUGCGACUGCCGCCUGGUCUGGAUUCUACAGCGCAGGAAGACCCUCAACUUUGAUGGAGUGUCUCCUGUGUGCAUGACACCUGUAGAGGUUCAGGGCCGGGCCCUUAGUGCCUUCUCUGAUUCUGCCCUCUUUGACCACUUCACUUGCCAGAAGCCCAAGAUCCGCAACAGGAAGCUGCAGCAGAUCUCAGCCCGUGAGGGGCAGGUAGUGUCAUUCAUUUGUCGGGCAGAAGGUGAGCCAAUGCCAGUGAUAUUCUGGAUCUCUCCACAACGCCGCCGCAUCACCACAAAGAGCAAUGGCCGCCUCACCGUAUUACCAGAAGGUACACUAGAGAUCCGAUAUGCACAGGUAACAGAUAGUGGAACCUACAUCUGCAUUGCCAGCAAUGCAGGCGGAAAUGACACCUACUUUGCCACACUUACAGUUAGUGGGUUGCCACUAGAUGCAGCCCUCAUGGCCAACCGUACCUAUUAUGCUGGGGAUCUAAAUGAUACAAAUCUAAAUGACACCAGAGUCUUCUUAAAAUUCACUCUGGACCUAAAGACCAUCCUCAUAUCAACUGCCAUGGGCUGUAUUAUGUUCCUGGGGGUGGUUCUCUUUUGUUUUAUUCUGUUAUUUGUGUGGAGUCGAGGGAGAGGACAGCACAAGAACAAUUUCUCAGUGGAAUACUCCUUCAGGAAAGUGGAUGGUCCUGCCACCAGUGGAGGACAGGGAGGGGCACGCAAGUUCAACAUGAAAAUGAUAUGA